GUCCCCAGUUAUAAGUCUCUGCGGACUCAUCAGGACUCACAGACUCCCCAGACCAGGAGGAUGCCAGUCAUGGGGUCCCCAGCCCUCCUCCUCCUGCUCUGGGGGGCCCUGGCCCUGACCCAGACCUGGGCAAGCCCCCACUCCCUGAGAUGGUUCUCCACCGCCGUGUCCCGGCCCGGCCGCGGGGAGGCCCGGUUCCUGGAGGUCGCCUACCUGGACGACACACAGCUGGAGCGGUUCGACAGCGACUCCGAGAGUCAGAGGGCGGAGCCGCGGGCGCGGUGGGUGGAGCAGGUGGAGCCGGGCUAUUGGGACCUGAGCACCCGGAACGCCAAGGCCACCGCACAGACUUUCCGAGGGAGCCUGCACAACCUGCGCGGCUACUACAACCAGAGCCGGGACGGGUCUCACACGAUCCAGUGGAUGCAGGGCUGUGACAUGGGACCGGACGGCCGCCUCCUCCGCGGGUACCACCAGUCCGCCUACGAUGGCACCGACUACAUCGCCCUGAACGAGGACCUGCGCUCCUGGACCGCGACCAGCACCGCAGCUCAGAUCACCCGGCGCAAGUGGGAGGAGGCCGGUGAGGCUGAGCGAUUCAGGAACAUCCUGGAGGGCAGGUGCCUGGAGUGGCUGCGCAGAUACAUGGCGAUGGGGAAGGAGGUGCUGCAGCGCGCAGACCCUCCAAAGACACACGUGACCCACCACCCCAUCUCUGACCGUGAGGUCACCCUGAGGUGCUGGGCCCUGGGCUUCUACCCUGCGGACAUCAGCCUGAGCUGGCAGCGUGAUGGGGAGGAGCAGACCCAGGACACAGAGUUUGUGGAGACCAGGCCUGCGGGGGAUGGGACCUUCCAGAAGUGGGCAGCCCUGGUGGUGCCCCCUGGAGAGGAGCAGAGAUACACGUGCCAUGUGCUGCACAAGGGGCUGCCCAAGCCCCUGACCCUGAGAUGGGAGCCGCCUCCUUGGGCCACCAUCCCCCUUGUGUGCCUCGUUGUGGGCCUGGUCAUCCUUGGAGCUGUGGUCACUGGAGCUGUGGUCACUGGAGCUGUGAUGUGGAGGAGGAAGCGCUCAGGUGGAAAAGGAGGGAGCUAUGCUCAGGCUGCCAGCAGCGAUGGUGCCCAGGGCUCUGAUGUAUCUCUCUCGGCUUCUAACCGUGAGACCCUGGCGAUAGCAGCCUGAGGCACUUGUCCGGGACUGAGUGAUGAGAGAUUUGUUCACGCUCCUACUUUGUGAUUCAAGAACCUCUGGUUACUUUCUGCAAA
Molecule: messenger RNA, 1265 nt
Organism: Myotis lucifugus (little brown bat)
Lineage: Eukaryota; Metazoa; Chordata; Mammalia; Chiroptera; Vespertilionidae
Product: patr class I histocompatibility antigen, A-126 alpha chain-like
Exons: 8
Coding region: 61-1182 (373 amino acids)
Biological process (GO): immune response; positive regulation of T cell mediated cytotoxicity; antigen processing and presentation of endogenous peptide antigen via MHC class I via ER pathway, TAP-independent
Cellular component (GO): external side of plasma membrane
Molecular function (GO): peptide antigen binding; signaling receptor binding
Source: RefSeq, a predicted model, not a curated record